AUGUCACCAAUCCUUUUGUUUCUGGAUGGUAAUCAUGAUCUAUCCUUCAAGCUUGCUCACAUCUUUGGACUUGUUGAAACUGGAAUUCACUCCGAGCAACUACUUCUAUGUGCAUUGAGCGAUGUCUACUGCUAUCUCACCGAGUCACCUCACUUUAACUACAAGUCGCGCACAUGCGCUCGUGUGGCUUCCUCUGGUCUGGCUUGGCAAAUCAAACAUCAUAUUCAAGCUUCGAGAUGUCCCAAUUCAUGGCGCGGUAUGGUCAAGAAAGGUGUAUCAGCACUCAGUGUGGGUGCGCUGGACCUCCUUGGCGAAUCCAUCAAGCAUAUGUGCCGCCAAGACACUGGCAUAAACUUAAAGCAUUGCCAUGCUGAUGCUAUGGAAUUUUAUGCUGCUUUGACGACUGAGAAUGAUGCACAACCCACUCCACUUUCGGAUGAUGAAUUGGCAGCUGAUUGCUUGAGAGCAUUAUCUACCUUAGCUUAUACCAUCGUCAAUGGCACAGCUCAUGCGAUUGAUUACUUGAUUCCUCCUGCUAUCACAAAACCAGCAGAAGUUCCUAGUCUUCAAGCCACUUUGAAUGGUCUUGUUAAAAAAAGAAGUUCGACUGAUUUACAUGAAGAUUUCCUUCAGCAUGGAUUAGAAAGUGCUAGACUUGCUCAUUGGAACCCAGCUCUACGUGGUAUGACUGUCUGUGCUGAACACUUAGAAAGACAACAUGGCAAACCAAUUGGUAUGAUUGAUGAAACUUUCCGACUCGAUCGAGAUAGCUCCGACUAUUUACGAUUAUUAGAUGUCGAUGGAUAUUGUAUGCCGCUCAUGAAACAUCUUUUACCUAUUAUCAUGGAAGAGACCUUUUCACUUCCACGUGUUCGACGUUCUCCUGGUCCUCAAGGUAAAUUGAAAAAGAUCAUGAUCACAGGUGCUGUGGCUAGUAUACCUACGAUGCAUAUCAGAUAUGAGGGUACCCAAGCAUAA
Messenger RNA from Melampsora larici-populina 98AG31, 978 nucleotides. RefSeq lists its product as uncharacterized. NCBI's taxonomy places the organism in Eukaryota, Fungi, Basidiomycota, Pucciniomycetes, Pucciniales, Melampsoraceae. The coding region runs from base 1 to 978 and encodes 325 amino acids. The record is from RefSeq and is a predicted model, not a curated record. The transcript is spliced from 6 exons.